GGACGUCCGGGGAGUGCGCACGCAUCCGGCCCGCGGCGCGCGCGCAGGUCGGUGCGUCGGUCGGGGGCGCGCUCGGGUACCUGUACCCCACGUAGUCGCCGGUUACCGAUCGGACUAAGUUCCAGUGGUAAUUUACAAGUCAAGUUAAAAUGUCCCCAGAAGUGGCCUUGAACCGAAUUUCUCCAAUGCUCUCCCCUUUCAUAUCUAGCGUGGUCCGGAAUGGAAAAGUGGGACUGGAUGCUACAAACUGUUUGAGGAUAACUGACUUGAAAUCUGGCUGCACAUCAUUGACUCCUGGGCCCAACUGUGACCGAUUUAAAUUGCACAUACCAUAUGCUGGAGAGACAUUAAAAUGGGAUAUCAUUUUCAAUGCCCAAUACCCAGAGUUGCCUCCUGAUUUUAUCUUUGGAGAGGAUGCUGAAUUCCUGCCAGACCCCUCAGCUUUGCAGAAUCUUGCCUCCUGGAAUCCUUCAAAUCCUGAAUGUCUCUUACUUGUGGUGAAGGAACUUGUGCAACAGUAUCACCAGUUCCAAUGUAGCCGCCUCCGGGAGAGCUCCCGCCUCAUGUUUGAAUACCAGACAUUACUGGAAGAGCCACAAUAUGGAGAGAACAUGGAAAUUUAUGCUGGGAAAAAAAACAACUGGACUGGUGAAUUUUCAGCUCGUUUUCUUUUGAAGUUGCCAGUGGAUUUCAGCAAUAUCCCCACAUAUCUCCUCAAGGAUGUAAAUGAAGACCCUGGCGAAGAUGUGGCCCUCCUCUCUGUUAGUUUCGAGGACACUGAAGCCACCCAGGUGUACCCCAAGCUGUACUUGUCACCUCGAAUUGAGCAUGCACUUGGAGGCUCCUCAGCUCUUCAUAUCCCAGCCUUUCCAGGAGGAGGAUGUCUCAUUGAUUACGUUCCUCAAGUAUGCCACCUGCUCACCAACAAGGUGCAGUACGUGAUUCAAGGAUAUCACAAAAGAAGAGAGUAUAUUGCUGCUUUCCUCAGUCACUUUGGCACAGGUGUCGUGGAAUAUGAUGCAGAAGGCUUUACAAAACUCACUCUGCUGCUGAUGUGGAAAGAUUUUUGUUUUCUUGUACACAAUUUACAGCUCCAAAGCUCAUAAAAGGGAGGCCACAGAUGUGAACAUGGGCUGUGGAAAGAUUGAAAACAAACUGAGGCUAUUCAAUAAAAAUAAUCUUGAGAUAUUUUAGAUUUUUUUCUUGUCCCUUUUUUUUUUUUUACAUUGACAAUGACAUCAGGGGCUCUAAUAGUUUUCCUGAUAGUACUUAGUAGUAGUACUUGGCCAAGUAUACAUAUUGGGAAAAUGCCGCAAGGGAUAUUGCCUUGACAUUAUUUAUAGCCUGUGUUCUAUUUCCUUUACUCUCUGCCGAGAAACACGGUUAAGCCUAUCAUGAUAAUUUAAUUCGAAAUUAUUUUAUUGAACACCUCUUGGGCUAACCACUGUAUCAGGUAAGAAUAAGAUACGGUUUCUCCCUCAUGAGAUUUUUUAUUUAAGAGACAGGGUCUUGCUCUUUAGCUCAGGUUGAAGUAUAGUGGUGCGAUCAUAGCUCACUGUUACCUCAAACUCCUGAGCUCAAGCCAUUCUCCUGCUUCAAUCUUUUGAGUAGCUGUGGUUACAGGUGCGUGCCGGCACACCUGGCUAAUUUUUUUAUUUUUUUGUAGAGACAGCGUUUUGCUUUGUUGCCCAGGCUGGUCUCAAACUCCUGGCUUCAAGCAUUCAUCCUGCCUCCCAAAGUGCUGGCAUUACAGGCCUGAGCCACUUUGCCUGGCCCCUCAUGAAACUUAAAAAAUUAAAUUAUCUCUUUAAAAAGGACCAGGCCUAGGAACAAGCACUUUAACUGUCUGGCACCUAUGUGCACACUCUGUGUGAUCUUUAUGCUUUGGAGAGAGUUGUGGCGGCCGCUGCUAUUGGUCAUGUAUUUGAUUGUACCUGAACCACAUACCAACUUCAUCUUUCCUGAACCAAGAGUUGACCUGCUGCUCACCCAAAUGGCAUGACUAUUCCUUCAGUCUGUUGAUAUCUUCUGCUGUUUCUACAGAAGAGUCUCAGCCCUGAAUCCAAAGCACACUAAUAGUUUUUAUUUAUGAAACACUGCAACAUAAAAGUCAUGAUUGCCAUUGUAUAGCAGCAAGGUUUAGUAGCUUGCCUAAUAUCUCAUAGGCGGUAAAGUGAGAACGAAAUUUAAACCAGGUCUCAAAUGUCCACAUUCAAAUGCAGCUCUUUCUGUUCUGCCUUGCUUUAUCUUAACUCACACAAUGAUGUAAUGCUAGUGUUUCUUGAUCCUUAUAGUGAUGUGAUUUCGUCCUAUUCCCUAGGAUUCGGGAGGCAGGUCUACAUGGGAUGCAGGCACACUGAGUUGAUGUGUAUAGAUUAUGUUCCAGAGCCUUGGAGGGCACAAGGAUAUGAAGUAUCGUAUUUGGCUCUUCCCAGUUUGGAAGAUAGCUCUCCAUAAGCACAUAGCUAGAUUUCAGUGGGAUGCCUGAGGAGUUUGGCAGUGUUUGUGAUAAAAGGAGGCAGCGGCUUCGCAUAUAUUGACUUCUUCAGAAGCACACAGGCCUAAGGUCUUAGGAUUUUCACCCAUCAUCCCAAAUAGAGGAGAUUUUUGUAAAUGCAAGGUGGUGGAGUGUGUUUGAUUUGGUUAGGUCUCAGGCCAGGCAAAAGCCACUACCUCCCACGAGGGCGCCUUCCUGCUGCACCCGGAAUUUGUUCCUUCAAGGAUUCCCCGCCGAGGCAGUAAACCAACAUGAUUUCCUCUCCUUCUGGCCCAGGCCCUCACAGGGACAGCUGUACUUCCAAUUGCAGUGACAUGACUCUGUCACAGUCUUCAAAUAAUUUCUAGUUUUCUUCUUCAAAGAAAAAUUUUUAGAGCUCUAUCAACACAUUGUGAAGGAAACAACCCUCUUAAAUAUCCAUGCCCUUUACAGCAAAUAUCCCAUUGACAUAUUAAACCAGAGGCGGUCUUGUGGUUUUGAAAAAGAUUUUAGAUAAAUACAGAAGGCAUGUAUCACCCCAGAUCCAUCCUUUGUAGAGUCAUUGGUUAAAAGGGAAAGGGCCAACCAGGCAGGUUAACAGUAUGAUAUAAUAUUGAAAGACUCUGCAGAUCAGUUUUGAAAUGGUAAUGUUUAAAAUGAGUUCUCAAGUCUCAGUUUCAUUGUAUGUAUGCAUUUAUGCUCAAACUUGGUAAUUACCCUUAGCUCGUGACA
Sapajus apella (tufted capuchin) is the source of this 3208-nucleotide messenger RNA. RefSeq names its product BRISC and BRCA1 A complex member 2 (gene BABAM2). Gene Ontology annotation, cellular component: BRCA1-A complex; BRISC complex. The record is from RefSeq and is a predicted model, not a curated record. The coding region runs from base 150 to 1106 and encodes 318 amino acids. Lineage: Eukaryota; Metazoa; Chordata; Mammalia; Primates; Cebidae. The transcript is spliced from 11 exons. Gene Ontology annotation, biological process: double-strand break repair.